Molecule: messenger RNA, 1165 nt
Organism: Micropterus salmoides (largemouth bass)
Lineage: Eukaryota; Metazoa; Chordata; Actinopteri; Centrarchiformes; Centrarchidae
Product: ubiquitin thioesterase ZRANB1-like
Biological process (GO): cytoskeleton organization; positive regulation of Wnt signaling pathway; cell migration
Cellular component (GO): cytoplasm; nucleus
Molecular function (GO): K63-linked polyubiquitin modification-dependent protein binding; cysteine-type deubiquitinase activity
Source: RefSeq, a predicted model, not a curated record
GCCAGCGUUUAUUUUGGCACUGCUACUCAUUUGUCUCAGUGUAGCCGCCAUUAAACAACACGGAGGCAAUGUAAAACAUGGAGUGUCGCUGAAUUAUACCAUGAUUCAAAGAGAACAGAGGCUUUGCCAAGGUGUGGUUUAUUCUGCGAGAGGUUAAUGAGUCCAUAAAGGUAAACAUGUGACAGUCCAAAGGGGUCGAAAUAACUCGGAUUGGGAAAGCUUUGACGGAACAGGAGGAGGGGGGUCUGUACAAGAAGGGUUUGUUGUGGUUUUCAGAAGCACUUGAGAAACGAGCGCAGCCGCAAAACGUUUGACCAGCCAAAGUAAUCCACAAUGACGGAACAGAGGAUAAAGUGGGUCUGUGAUUACUGCACCUAUGAAAACUGGUCAUCUGCAAUCAAGUGCACUAUGUGCCGGGCACAGAGGUCGACGGGUCCCAUCAUCACGGAGGAACCUUACAAGAACAGCCCUGAUCUGGACCCCAGCCUGGAGUGGGACCCUCCCAGAACUGAGAGUGGCAGUAGCCUCCUCAUCUGCCCUGAUUCAAGUGCUAGGCCAAGAGUGAGGUCAGCCAGCAUGGCUGAGAUUGCCAAUAAGUGGUCCUGUCAGAUAUGCACCUACCUGAACUGGCCUCGGGCCAUACGCUGCACACAGUGCCUAUGUCAGCGCCCGAGGACCAGCAGCCCCACCGAGUCCCCCCAGACAUCAGGCUCCAAUGCAGGCUGCCGCCCUGCUCUCCACUCCCCCGUGGAUACCUGUGAGGAGUACAAUGACAGAAACAGACUUAACACCCAUCAGCAGCGCUGGACAUGCGCAGCAUGCACUUACCAGAACUGGCCCAAAACUACAAAGUGUGUUGUGUGUGACCACCCCAAGCCCAAUAAUCAGGAAGCUAUAGAGCUGGCCGAACCUGCUGAGCCAACACCUGUGAUCAAUGAGCAGGACAGGGCUUGGUGGAAGGGCAGUUGCAGUGGAGGACAGGGCCAAAGAAGAUCCCCUCCUAUGCCCCAGAGGGAAGACCGUGUCAAAAUGGACUUCCAGAGGAUAGAGCUUGCAGCUGGAGCCAUGAGCAGCAAAGAUGAGCAAGAGGUCGACUUCAAGAAGCUAAAGCAGAUUAGAAACCGAAUGAGAAAAACAGACUGGCUGUUCCUCAAUGCAUGUGCUG